AGUACCACAACCGCUGGGCACGUGACCACGGACCGGGUGCACGUCAACAGAGCGGACAAUGAGAACGUGAACGGAGCCGAGCAACGGAAUGCGCAUUACCGGAUAGACUGAGCGUAAGCAAAACUCAUCCGUGCAAACGUAGCACCAAUGGCUACCACUAUCUCUACCACACCCAACGACUCAUCUGUGCAACUAACGUAGCACCAAUAACUACCACUACUUCUACCACACCCAAUGACUGCCUACCCGAUUAAUUAAUUCCAACUUCGGAGCACGAAGUCCGUUCGGUCGACAGUCACGUGCCCAAAAUUUCGGCACACUUUAAAACCCAUGAGACGUAAACAUGUAUGCUAAGGAAGGAAACGCGAGUAGGUUGCGCUGGCAUGAAAUGCUGAGAGUUGAAUGUGUUUAAGGGCCUAGCUCAUGACAGGCCGUUUUCGCCAUCUAUUGUAACACUACAUGCAUCGAGCACCUGUACCUGUGCAACUAGCGGCGGAUAAGAAGCCAGACAUGAUUCUAGACAAGAAUCACCCUGCGCUCCGAGCUCGAAAAAUCAACAUUCGAACGAAAUAGCGAAAACGAAGAUAAAAUGACAUGCUCAUCAUCCCAGCAAGGUGACAUCAUAUCCGUGUGCCCGUACGGCGAGGUGCGGUUCAAAUGCGAUGCACCCCGGUCGAGAGCUCCUUUCACCAUCACCAACACGCACAGAUGCCCCGUGGCGUUCAAGAUCAAGACAACGUCGCCGGAGAAGUUCCGCGUGCGCCCCAGCUGCGGCGUGAUCGCCUGCGGCUGCUCCAUCACCGUGGAAGUGGUGCUGUGCGAGGGCGUCUCACCACGCCAAGUGCUUUGCGACAAGUUCCUUGUGGUCGCCACGCCCGUGCAGCGGGAGAACAUUUGCGCCAAGGAGCUCUAUCGCCUCUGGAAGUGUGUUCCUCAGGAGCAGCGGUACGAGCACCGCCUGCGUUGCGUGCUGGAGGCGACUCCGCCCAGAGAUUGCGGCCCGCCGCCCGCCUCCGGCCUUCCGCUGCGCUGUCUCGCCGACAAGCUGGAGUGCCUCAUGGAUCGGGUGUGCGCGCGCCAGCGGCUGGUGGAGCGGGCGGCGCGACUGCAGGAGCAGAACCAGCGGCUCAUCACCAUGUGCUUGUACAUCCUAGCGGCGCUGGCCGUGGCCAACGCAGCGCUGCUGCUGACCGCGUACCGCGCCUUCAGCGGCUACGGCGGCGGCCUGGUGUUCGGCCUCAUCCGCCGCGCCAGUCCAAGCUGUGGCGUCCUCUGGAGCUGGCUUAUCUGA
Molecule: messenger RNA, 1291 nt
Organism: Pollicipes pollicipes
Lineage: Eukaryota; Metazoa; Arthropoda; Thecostraca; Pollicipedomorpha; Pollicipedidae
Product: motile sperm domain-containing protein 2
Exons: 5
Coding region: 590-1291 (233 amino acids)
Biological process (GO): endoplasmic reticulum membrane organization
Cellular component (GO): endoplasmic reticulum membrane; plasma membrane
Source: RefSeq, a predicted model, not a curated record